Molecule: messenger RNA, 678 nt
Organism: Saccostrea cuccullata (small rock oyster)
Lineage: Eukaryota; Metazoa; Mollusca; Bivalvia; Ostreida; Ostreidae
Exons: 3
Coding region: 1-678 (225 amino acids)
Source: RefSeq, a predicted model, not a curated record
AUGCCGUCAGACAGAAGAAAAACCGGGGCUACUUCUAAAAACAGGCUGAGGAGUGCUCACAGAAGAAUGCAGAACAAAGUGAGAGCAAUUAUGAAAAGUGAGAGCAAUUAUGAAGAUAUAUCUUUGCUGCGUCAAGAAAACGCUCAGUUGAGGAGAGAACUAGAAUUACUACAAUCAGUUGUAAUCCGAAUGGAAAGGAAAAUGUCCGUUAUUGAAGAUGGUGUAACAGAUCUAAGAUCAAGAAAAUUGCUUAAACAGCCAUUGCCUUUCUUUAAUACAACGCAGCAACCUGCAUCAAUUGUUUCCGCUCGAAACAAGGUGUUUGAUACGGCAGAGUGUUUGCACAGCCAAAACAUCACUGUUAAGAUUCAAAAGAAUCAGGUCAUUUUGCCCAACGGCUCCAGAUAUAAAGAUGACGUACCAUUUCUUACAAAUGCAGAUGCUUUAUUGGUAACACCUGAAGAGACAGAACACCUAGACUCGGUUGAAAUAAAAAACUCAGACCCAAUCAAAAAGGACAGCUCGGAAUUUAUGGCUUUCGGUGCUCGAGUUAAAACUGUAGAUGGGGUGAAGAAUAUGUACAGCAAAGUUUUAAUAGAUCCCUACGCAGCAAGUGCAGAUAACCGAAUCUUGGUAUAUAGAUUCUCUACAGAGGACUGUACCGUGCACGAAAAUUAG